This is a messenger RNA of Guillardia theta CCMP2712, 996 nucleotides long. RefSeq lists its product as hypothetical. Lineage: Eukaryota; Cryptophyceae; Pyrenomonadales; Geminigeraceae. Gene Ontology annotation, biological process: mitochondrial double-strand break repair via homologous recombination; double-strand break repair via nonhomologous end joining; double-strand break repair via homologous recombination. The coding region runs from base 1 to 996 and encodes 331 amino acids. The transcript has 11 exons. Gene Ontology annotation, molecular function: endonuclease activity; manganese ion binding. Gene Ontology annotation, cellular component: Mre11 complex; nucleus. The record is from RefSeq and is a predicted model, not a curated record.
AUGGCAGUUCUUGAUAUUCGACUUGGAAAGCACGGCGAAUAUCAGACUAAGCAUGUCAAGAUCAGACAUCAAAAUGUUCGGCCGUUCAUAUACGAGGAGUGUAACCUUAGUCUCCAAGAUCCGAAACCUAAACAGAAUGAGGAGGGUGUGAAGGCGUUUCUGGUUGAAAAGGUACCUGGUUUGUCCAAGCUUGCCAACGAGUUCUGGCGCAAAUCAAAAAGACUGAAGCAAGAAGAAACGUCUUCCCAAAGACAAAAUCGACCCGUGGAGAUCCUUGAGGGAGUAGACAUGAAUACGCUCAUCGAAGAAGAAUUGGAGAAUAUGGAAAAGUCAAAAAAAUCCGGAUUGCAGCUUCUCUCAAGAAAUGAGAUAUUAAAUGCUGUGAAGGAGUUUGUCGAUAAAGAUGAAAACAAGUCGAUAGGAGGCAUGGUUGCUUCGACAAUGAAAGAGUUGGAAGAAUUAGUUGGGAAUGCCGAAACCUACAAAGCUUUCGAAGACGAAAAUGAUUGCUUAGAAAAGCUGAAACCAUUCUUGGAGCAAAGGCAAUCAAAGAAGCAGUCGAUGGGUCAUGUGAUAAUUAUUCAGACUUACACUACCGUGAAAUCGUCAGAACAGAUGGACUGUGAGGAUCAUCAGAAUGCUUCUGAUCCAGACUUCCCCGAACAAGCGCGUGGCAAGCGCAAAGCUAGAUCAACAAGGGACGAUGACUCGUCCGACUCCAACAAGGUAGAGUCUCCAGUCGACGACCAAGAGCAAUAUGUAUCCUAUGGCGCCAAAGAAAAGAAACCCAAACCACCCUCUCAGAACCGAAAGCCAGCGUCUUUUGGGAAGUCUGCACUUGACGGAGGGGUUUCUGGAGAGGAAGAAGAUGUCAAAACCACCCAAAGGUCGGCACAGAAGGGUGAACCAACCACAGGCAAAAGGAAACCAGCUGCAAACGAUACGACGGGAGACGGUCGCAAAACCAAAGCAGGUCGAUGGGGAAGCAUGAAGUAA